Clonostachys byssicola is the source of this 1686-nucleotide messenger RNA. NCBI's taxonomy places the organism in Eukaryota, Fungi, Ascomycota, Sordariomycetes, Hypocreales, Bionectriaceae. The record is from the annotation of a GenBank genome assembly.
AUGACCGACUCUCUUCCAAGCAGUCUCACGAGUCGCAUUCCUCCAGAGGUAUUCAACGAGAUAUUUUCACAUCUCCCACAGAAUGCACUCCUCGCAUUCAGGGCAUUGGAUCACCGUUUAGGCGCCCUCGCCACGGCCCACGCAUUCAGACACGUUCAUCUUGGUGCACGGGAGGACAAAGGCGACCAUGAGCUUCUUAUCAACGUGGCUCGAUCUGAAAACCUUCGGCAUCUCAUCCGUGAGAUAACAUGCGAUACCUGGGUCGGCUUGAACUUCAGGUACAAUGCCCAUGCGAGUUACCCUUUGCCAUCCGAGUUUCUCAACGCACUCCCUUAUCUACGUUUUUUUCGUAACCUCAGCACGCUGCACGUGGUUUUUAGCUCAUUCUGCGGGCACACCUUUUUUGACCCCUAUGAAUCCAUCGAGGAGACCACCGAUUUCCGUUACAGAGUCCUAGACACCGUGUUUCGGUCGGUGGCUGGAACAUGGUCUGCUGAACAGCAAGCAGCCACCGAUCAAACUCUGCAGGAGAUGUGCUAUCAGAUGAAGUACUUUGAGCCUGUGUACGACCAAAUUGUCCCGGAUGUCAGUGAUGAUGACAUUGCCAGCCGCAUACCUCUGAAGACCUUGACCAUCAGCAAUUUGGGCGACUACAACGACGAACGGCUCACAAACUCCGACGCCUUCAAGUCAGUGCUUGAAUCAAAAGAGCUCGUUGAUCUCAAGUUGCAGAUCACCACGCAGGCAUACGAUCCUGCUCCCGAGGAGGAGCUCUACCUCUGCGACAAAUAUGAUUUUUUUGCCGCCCUCCCCUCAACUUGGCUAUCUCCGACCGUGGCAGGCAACCUAAACACCAUGUCCCUUUACUGUCGCGAUUACUGGGGUUGGAACCCCAAGAUGGACUUCCGCGCCGUUAGGCCUGGCUUGGGAGUCGAUUCGGGGUUUCCCAAUCUCAAGGUCCUUGCCCUCGGGAGAUAUGUCUUCAGCCACGAAUGGCAGGUAGAUUGGAUUGCCUCACUGGGGCGCCAGAAUGGGCGCGGGGGGCUGGAGGAGCUUUAUCUCGACAACUGCCCCAUAAUGUAUCACGCAUACCACCUGAAGCCCUUGGAUGAGAGCACGACGGUUAUUGGAAAGGAUAAAAACGGAGAUGGCAUUGUCGUUUCCAACGAAGGUUACCACAGAAGGGAUGUACUCGCCCACCGGCCACCUACCCAAAGGGGUGGUGGUAGAACCCAUGACAAACGCGAGUUUCCUCUUCGAUGGCACACCAUCCUGUCCCAAUGGAAUGAAUCCAUGAAUGGUCUGCGUGUGUUCAAAAUGGGAUGCGGCGCCCUCACUUCAUCUUCGGUUAACAUGGGUCACUUCUUGCAAAACCAUGGAGACAUUGGGAGAGGGGACUGUUCGAUAGAUCGCCAUGCCUUCCGAUAUUUCGAUUGCCUAUCUCCACCGCCCGAAGAUACUCCAUUCGAAGACAUUGACGACGAUAAGUAUGCUUCCGGUGUAGGACUCUCCCAAGAUAGGAACCGUAUUCUCCAAUACGCCUAUUUUGGGGGCAGCGACACAUGCUUGGUAGAUAGAAAUCGGCCAUGGUACAGGAUCCCCGAGAGGGAAAACACGGAUUCUCAGGAUGAACUUGCGUUGGAAGUCUUUUCUGCUACCGUGAAAGCCAGGAGAAUGAGAGGCUAG